AUGUCUAUACCGGCCACCGUAGUGCCCUCCCUGGAGGUCGCACGCGACGUUAUCGCUAAGGCACGAAACUCCGCAAACCCUCCAAAUCUUCUUCCAUUGACGACAUCCAUUCCGGGCGAGCUCCUGACUCCCACACUUGCUUAUCUGAGAAUUGCCGCCAACUCGAAACAAUCAUUCUUGUACGAAAGUGCCGCUACUACGGAGACAAUAGGGCGAUACAGUUUCGUUGGAGCAGACCCCAGGAAAGUUAUCAAAACAGGCCUUGGUCAUGGCCCGGAAUGCGACCCUCUGCCAAUUCUCGAACAAGAGCUUAGCCAAUUUCGCAGUGCAACGGUACCCGGCCUGAAACUGCCUCCGUUGACCGGAGGUGCUAUUGGCUACGUAGGAUACGACUGUAUCCGAUACUUCGAACCGACAACAGCACGGCCGCUGAAGGAUGUGCUCGGUGUCCCGGAGUCUCUAUUCAUGCUUUUCGACACCAUAGUCGCCAUUGACCACUUUUUCCAGGUCGUUAAAAUCAUAACAUAUAUCCCUAUCCCCGAGAACGAUUCGGAUCUGGAGGCGGAAUAUCGCAAAGGCCAGCGAAUUUUGCAGGAGAAGAUCGACAUCCUUUCACAGCCAAACAUUCCUCUCCCUCUGCAGAAACCCAUUAUCCCCAACCAGGAAUACACAUCAAACAUUGGGCAGGCAGGCUACGAGAGCCAUGUGACGAAACUUAAGGAGCACAUCAACGUUGGCGACAUAUUCCAAGCUGUCCCUUCACAGAGAUUAGCCCGCCCAACCUCGCUCCACCCUUUCAACCUCUUCCGACACCUUCGCUCAGUCAAUCCGUCUCCGUAUCUAUUCUAUAUUGACUGCACCGACUUCCAACUUGUAGGUGCCAGCCCCGAGCUUCUGGUCAGGGAGGAAAAAGGCCGCAUCAUCACCCAUCCAAUUGCUGGAACUGUCAAAAGAGGCCAAACCACCGAGGAAGAUGAAGCGCUUGCUGCUGAGCUGCGAGGAAGUUUGAAAGACCGUGCCGAGCACGUGAUGCUCGUGGAUCUAGCUCGAAACGACGUCAACCGAGUAUGCGACCCCAUGACCACUCAGGUUGAUCGGCUUAUGGUCGUCGAGAAAUUCUCGCAUGUCCAGCACCUUGUGUCUCAAGUAUCCGGUGUACUUCGACCGGGCAAGACCCGAUUCGAUGCUUUCCGUUCCAUCUUCCCUGCAGGAACUGUCUCUGGAGCCCCCAAAGUGCGCGCCAUGCAGCUGAUCAGUGAACUGGAAGGCGAGAAACGUGGAGUCUAUGCAGGAGCAGUCGGAUAUUUUGGCUACGAUAGGGUCAGUGCCGAUGGAUCAUGUACGAUCGCUGGUGAUAUGGACACCUGUAUUGCACUGCGAACGAUGCUUGUCAAGGACGGCGUGGCAUAUUUACAAGCGGGCGGAGGUAUAGUCUUUGACUCCGAUGAAUACGAUGAGUACGUGGAGACUUUGAAUAAGUUGGGUGCAAACAUUGCUUGCAUCAAAGGAGCUGAAGAGAAGUAUCUUCAAUUAGAGAGGGCGGUUGCAGCAGCGGCCAAAGAUAGUAUAUAA
This is a messenger RNA of Talaromyces atroroseus, 1572 nucleotides long. Its product is annotated as Anthranilate synthase component 1. The record is from RefSeq and is a predicted model, not a curated record. Lineage: Eukaryota; Fungi; Ascomycota; Eurotiomycetes; Eurotiales; Trichocomaceae. Gene Ontology annotation, biological process: L-tryptophan biosynthetic process. Bases 1 to 1572 code for a protein of 523 amino acids. The transcript is spliced from 4 exons. Gene Ontology annotation, molecular function: anthranilate synthase activity.